Molecule: messenger RNA, 2246 nt
Organism: Apis dorsata (giant honeybee)
Lineage: Eukaryota; Metazoa; Arthropoda; Insecta; Hymenoptera; Apidae
Exons: 5
Coding region: 1234-2127 (297 amino acids)
Source: RefSeq, a predicted model, not a curated record
AGAAUAUAGUCGUGAAUCCGUUAUUCAUCGAGCAUUUAAAUUUUCUAGGUGUCACAGUCGAUGUUCAGAUCGAACUCCUCUCGAACUUUCACGGAAACUCCGGAAUCGCGUUGUCGAUGUACCUCCAAACAAGAGAUCAGCAUAUGUUGUUACACAGUUCGACACCCUGGCGCCUGCGGACAGAUCGUGCGAUGGGGAGACGAACAAGAGUGUAAUGCACGUCAGGGAGAUAUCCACUGCAUGGAUAUAUACCGUGUCUGUGGUUUAUCGCGUGUCUGUUCCAGUGGAGACGCGCAGACAUUGGAAAAUAUAUAAGAUCGAGACAAGAGGCUCGACAAUGGCCUUAAUGCGACUGAAUGAUGAUACGUAACAAACCUUAUUCAACAAAAAGUUUCGGCCGGCAAAUUGAAUCCAGAGGGCUUGGACUCUCUUCUUCCUUCUCGUUCCUUCGCAUUCUCGUCUCACCCCGAAAGGAGGUGUGGAAUAAGAUCACGGCGCGACCCGUUGAUCGUGUGCGUACUGCGAGGGCGAGUGGCAAUGGGUGCGAGUGAGAAGCAACGAGGAGGGAGAGAGAGGCGCAUUCUUUCGGAUGGUUCGGGCGAAGCACAGUGGUGGGGAUGGAAGGGCGGUCUGCGCACGCGCGGCUCGCGACGGAACAGCUUCGCGCGGCGACGCUCAGUCUCGUCUGUCGCAAUCCAGUGCAGAUAUACGUGCAAUUACCCUGUCAACAGUGCUUAAAAUCUCUUCUAGUGCUUGUGGCGUUGCUCUACACUUGGUGAUCGAUAACGUUCGUCGACCAAUACGGCAUCGAUCGUCUUAAUAGUUCGCGCGUUACGGUUCGAAGAAGUGAAGAUCGCGUGUCGCGGCCACGUGAAGGAAAAAUUAAGCGAGUCCUUCGUCUCGCGGUUCGCGAUUCGAAUCGCCGCUGUCGCCACCACCGCAUCGUCUAACGGUUUCGCGGAUCAGUCGGUAUCCACGCUGCGCAUAGUGAGUUUGACGUUUCAUACGGGGACAACGUGUAGUGACGUUUGGUUCGGGAAAGAGUGGCGUUCAUCGUGCACCAUGACUAUUUCGUGAGACCGGUGAAAGUCAGUUAUCAUCGAUGCAUUGUCAAAGAUUUCAAUGCCCUCCGUGUUUUCGUAAAUAGCGCGAAAAGUAUCGCGUGUGGUGUGCUAUUGUGUGAACGAAAGACCAGUGAUCGAGAGGAAGAACGACGUUAUUCACGGAUUCGAGAUGACUCGCCACCUGUGGCUAAGAGCAGUUUUCGCUUUCUUCAUGAUAUCAGGUGCGAGCUGCCUGCGGAAUGUCAGCCUAGAAGUAGUUCCGGAGAUAGCGGAACGUGGUCAGAAGGUGAUUCUCCGCUGCCAUUACAAUCUCGAGGAGGCGCCCCUUUACUCCCUCAAGUGGUACCGCGGCAGGUACGAGUUCUACCGUUACACACCGAGCGAGGAGCCGUCGACCAAGAUCUUCAAUGUUACCGGGAUUUACGUUGACGAGGAGAACUCGAACAAGAGCCAGGUAACCCUGCGCGACGUCAACUUCGCCCUCUCGGGUAAAUUCAGUUGCGAAGUUACGGCGGACGCGCCGACCUUCUCCACGGCCAGCGGCUCGAAGAAUCUUACAGUAGUGUCUCUGCCCAAAGUGAAGCCUGUUAUCGUAUCGGAACGUGAACGUUACGACGCCGGAGACACUUUGAAGGCAAAUUGUAGCUUACCACCCUCGAAGCCACCGGCUCAUCUCUCAUUCACCCUGAACAACGUGGCGGUCGAAUCGCAGACGAGACACCAGCCGCAGUCGCAACAGAGGUGGGAUCGUAACGAUGCCCACUCAGAUCAGGAGGAUCUUCAGUGGAUCGAGAUCAGGAUGAAUCUUCAACCGUUCCAUUUCUCGAACGGCCAGCUGAAUUUACAAUGCAACGCCCAAAUUCCGGGCGUGUAUUCGAAGAUGAGCGAGAUCCAUUUAGGCGGUGGCCUGCGUGAACCUGUUCCGGAGAGAGGUAAUACGAGUUUUAUCGCUAUGAUUUCGAUACGAUGCGAUGGAGUGAUGGUGAAUGUGCUGACGCGUCGAAAUAUCGAUGGCUUUUUUUUUUUUUUUCUUUUUUUUAGAUUCAAUCGAGCGCGAUGUUGAAAUGAAUAAGGAUUGUUGUAAAAGUUGUAAAAUCUGAUGAUUUUUUUAGUGGAAUUGGAGAGGUCGUGUCGAUGUUUUAGAGGAUAUUCGGUGUUAGGUUGUUAAAACUUUUAUUUUAA